Molecule: messenger RNA, 843 nt
Organism: Raphanus sativus (radish)
Lineage: Eukaryota; Viridiplantae; Streptophyta; Magnoliopsida; Brassicales; Brassicaceae
Product: probable E3 ubiquitin-protein ligase RHC1A
Exons: 2
Coding region: 130-726 (198 amino acids)
Biological process (GO): protein ubiquitination
Cellular component (GO): cytoplasm
Molecular function (GO): ubiquitin protein ligase activity
Source: RefSeq, a predicted model, not a curated record
UUUGACUCAAUAUUACGUAAAAGACUUGUCGACUUCUUCCAGAAUUUUGUUUCUUCUAUUUAAUCUUCUUUAGUACUUGGAGAUUCUCGAGAUUUAUUUUUGUUGCUUGACUCUAUACAGGUUUGAUUGAUGACUAGCCGAAAAAACACGCAUUGGUGUAAUACUUGCAGACGAGGAAUCCGUCUUCAAGGACAAGACUUAACUAGAGGAGGAGCUUGCGUUCACUGUGGUAACACCUUUCUUGAAAGGCUCUGUGAGAAUGUUGAACUAAACCCUUUUGAUUUAUUCGGUUUAGCCAUUGAAGAAUCUCGUAACCGCCGCGGCAACAACAGAAGAAGACCGGUUCUUGAUAACCAGUUGAGUUUUCAAGAGUUGUUUAACCGGCUCUCAGCACAAGACCGACGUGGUCCACCUCCAGCUUCACCAACCGUGAUCAACUCAAUGCCGAAGAUAAAGAUCAGGAAGAAGCAUCUCGGUUUGGAUCCGUGUUGUCCGGUUUGCCAAGACCGGUUUGAAAUGGGAUCGUUUGCAAGAAAGAUGCCGUGUAAACAUAUCUACCAUUCGGAGUGUAUAAUACCGUGGCUAGCCCAGCAUAAUUCUUGCCCGGUGUGUCGGAAAGAGCUGCCACAGGACGGGAAAAAUGGUCGGAAAAAUCCCUUGUUGUAUUUGUGGCCGUUUGCCUCCUCUGGUUCAGCUUCAAACUAUAAUGGACCACAUUUUCAUUGAGAUGCUUGUGUCACAAUCCAUGAUGAUAUAUUUUUGUUUUUUGGUUAAUUUGUGGUUUUUAAAAUUUAAUAUAACGAUGUACAAAGCGUUUUGUAGCUGAUCAGUACCAUUUUUGUA